GGGUCGGCUGGGGUGCGGGGAUAGAACCUGCGUCUGCUUUCCCCAGCCCUGCGCGCUUCCCCGGCAAGGCUGGUUCCGGGGGUCCCCCGGGGCCGGCGGGGCGGGCGGGAGGCCGGGAGGAGCGGCCGCCGACGCAUCCGCCGCCGCCGCAGGAGGCGGAGCGCUGCACCUGGCGGCGGGUGCUCGGCGCUCAGCCCUGAAGCGGGUCCAGCUGGUAGCCAGCGGCGGAGGCACCCGGCCGUGGAGGAGGAGGAGGAAAGGUCGCCCCGGAGGGUGCGCUCGGUUCGCCGCUGCGGGUCGCCCCAAUCGGCCCGCAUCCCUCGGCCGCGCCCCGCCCGCCGCAGCCCCCGAGGAGCCAGCGACCCGCCCGAGAUGGUGCGCGACGCCCCGACAGCCGCCGCCCCGGCGCCCCAAGCCGCCGCCCCGCGCCGGGGGGAGAUGGCUCCCCGCGCCCCGCGCAGCUGAACGCCAGCGCCGCCCGCAGCAGAUCAACAAUAAAAAUUUUGAAAGUCACAAAACUUUAAAAUUUUCUGAUGGUGGUGAGAAGCCAUGGCGGCAGAUGAUAAAGUUGCCAUCUUAACCGAUGAUGAAGAGGAACAGAAGAGAAAAUACGUGCUUGCUGAUCCCUUUAAUGGUAUUUCCAGGGAACCCGAACCACCUUCAAAUGAAACACCCACCUCCACAGAAACAUCUGCUCUUCCUGAGGAGGAAGUAGACUGGAUAGAGAAACAUUGUGUUAAAAUAAACAAUGAUCUUCUGAUAUCCAAGGUCUUCUAUUUUUUCUUUUACUCUGCAUAUGGCUCUCUUUACCCACUUCUGCCUGUGUAUUAUAAACAGCUGGGAAUGUCACCAAGCCAGAGUGGAUUGCUAGUAGGUAUCCGAUACUUCAUUGAAUUCUGCAGUGCCCCAUUUUGGGGUGUAGUUGCAGAUCGCUUUAGAAAAGGCAAAAUUGUCCUCCUCUUUUCUCUUUUGUGUUGGGUUUUAUUCAACUUGGGCAUUGGAUUUGUCAAACCUGCUACCUUGAGAUGUGUACCAAAGAUUCCCCCAACGUCUCGUCCCACCAACUCAAGUCAUCUGUUAACUAUCCCGCCAACCAAUUCUUCCAUUACCACAUCACCAAGAAUGCGUGAGAAAAGGAGCCUGCUCCCUUCCACUUGGCCAGUGAUAUUAGAAACAGAGCCCAAUGUCACCGAAACUGUCAUCUUUUCGACAGCUCCAAACAAGACCAGUGCACCCACCCCACAACCUCAGACAGAUGAAAUUACUGACCAUAUUAUGGACUUGACCUUGAAUCCGAGCACGGCAACCCCUGCCUUCCUGGGAAAUGUAACCAGAGAGACGACCACCGCUAUUGUCACUACCACCAAAUCUUUACCUUCUGAUCAAGUCACUCUUGUUUAUGAUCAACAAGAAGUUGAGGCUAUAUUCUUGGUGAUAUUGGUAGUUGUCAUAAUAGGAGAAUUUUUCAGUGCCUCUUCUGUCACCAUUGUGGACACUGUAACACUUCAGUAUCUGGGAAAACACAGAGAUCGCUAUGGAUUGCAGCGUAUGUGGGGCUCCCUGGGCUGGGGCCUGGCGAUGCUGUCUGUGGGCAUUGGGAUUGACUACACACACAUAGAAGUGAUCAUUGAUGGAAAGGGGUGUAAACCCCCUGAAUAUCGGAACUACCAGAUCGUCUUUAUUGUCUUUGGGGUUCUCAUGACCAUGGCUUUGAUUGUUGCCACUCAGUUCCGGUUCCGCUACAACCAUUUCAAAAACAAUGAAAAUAAAGGAAAAGAGGUGGAGAUCCCUCAAGUGGAGAGAAACAGCUCUACAGAGUCCUCUGAGGAGACACCAACCACCACAAGCCACUCACAAGCCUUCAACUUUUGGGACUUAAUCAGACUGCUUUGCAGUGUGCAGUAUGGCUCGGUGUUGUUCGUGGCAUGGUUUAUGGGUUUUGGAUAUGGCUUUGUGUUCACCUUUCUCUACUGGCAUUUGGAAGACUUGAAUGGAACUACAACUCUCUUUGGGGUCUGUUCAGUCCUGAGUCAUGUGUCUGAGCUGACAGCUUAUUUUUUUAGUCACAAGCUUAUUGAAUUGAUUGGCCAUAUCAGGGUUCUGUACAUUGGCCUGGCUUGCAAUACGGCUCGCUAUAUUUAUAUUUCCUACCUGGAAAAUGCCUGGACUGUUCUCCCCAUGGAAGUUCUUCAAGGAGUGACACAUGCGGCCAUCUGGGCAGCGUGCAUUUCUUAUCUCAGUGCAGCAGUUCCCCCUGAGCUGAGGACGUCUGCUCAGGGCAUCCUGCAGGGCCUUCACCUAGGUUUGGGGAGAGGUUGUGGUGCCAUGAUCGGAGGCGUAUUAGUCAAUUAUUUUGGGGCUGCCGCAACCUUUCGAGGAAUCGGCAUGGCCUGCCUGGUGAUCCUCCUGCUUUUUGCCCUGAUCCAGUGGCUGGCAGUGCCCGGUGAGGAGGAAGACAAGACAAUGUUGGCAGAAAGGAUUCCCGUGCCCUCUAGUCCUGUUCCCAUAGCCACCAUUGACUUGGUACAGCAACAGACCGAAGACGUCAUGCCACGCAUUGAGCCCAGACUUCCUCCCAAGAAAACCAAGCACCAGGAAGAACAGGAGGACGUGAACAAGCCAGCCUGGGGCGUCAGCUCCUCCCCCUGGGUGACCUUUGUCUACGCACUCUACCAAAUUAAAGAGAUGAUGCAGCUAACAAGAGACAACCGUGCUCCUGAGAUACAGCCUUUGCAGGGGACCAGUGAGAAUCGGGAAAAUUCUCUAGCUGGUGGAGUCCGGCCUGUCCCAUGUGAGACUCAUUCUGACCCAUCCAGAAACCAGCCAUCCCCUCAAGCAGCAGCAUCUCGGACACAGAGCAGCCCCACUCACCCCAGUGUGGACCAGCGUGUGGAGAAGGAGGACCAGCAGGCUCAGCCUGCCGCUGGGGGACACUGAGGGCUCCCACUCAUCUCCCACCCUGCAUGGAACUGGGCCCCUCUGCCAGGACAGAGGGAGAGGCUCCCUGAACCCAAGACAUGCCUCACCUUGAGAAGCAUAGCACUAUAUACUCUUCUAAAUACCUGAACUCAUCAACAUGGAAACACACACAUACACACACACACACACACACACACACACACACACACACAGAAGCUACAGUACAUAUUGGCAGAAACAGGUAAAUUUCUAUAAUCCCACUGGAAUCACAGAAGGGAAAUAAGAGUUCGGUAAGGACUUCAGUUCUUUGGUUGGUUAGGUUAAGAACUGUAGGACUUCUUUGCCAGGGCAGUUAGGGUUGAAAGCAGCAGUUACACUAAGUAAGUGGAGGGAAAGAAAGUGUUUCAAGGUGAAUGCUGAUACAGUUUCCCUCUUUUGAUUAUUUAUUCUAAUUAUUUGGUUCUUAAUGCAAACUGGGAAGAAAUAAAAUAUAUCUAUAAUUUUGUUUCUCUUGAAGAGAGCUAUUUAAAAAAUUACAAGACAUAUUUAAGAAGUAGCCAGAUAAAAGUUACUAGCUUAUAUGCUUUUGUUUAAAAAACAAAACAGAGAAACAGGAAAAAGUUUCAUCAGAAACUUGGCAUAUCUCUAGCAAAUAUAUUUUUAUAUGUAUAUCGUAUAUAAUGAAAAUAGUCCAUUCUUUGAGCAGCAAAAGCCGUACUGACUACCACAAACUAAGCUGAGCUUUAAAUGCCUUUUGUUUUUAAAUGGGCUUUAAGACAAGAGGACAGAAUAUUUCAAAUAAACCAACCAACUCAGUAUCCUAUGGCUUGACAGACAAGGGUUUACCAAAUAUAUUGAUACUGUAAAUAGCCUCUAUCACUAUUUCACAAUUUUAUAGUGAUUUGGGCUCUAAAUAGCUGAUGGAAUUCUUAAAAAAAUCACUGAAUUCCUAAGGGUUUCUUUAAUUAAGCAGUACUAUUUACAAAUAACAGUAUAAGAUUUAAGUGCCUGGGAGAGGGAUUAUAAUUUUUAAAAAUUACACAAUGGGUAAGUUUUUGUUUUGUUUUUGGUGAAGGGAAAAGGUGGUGAACAGGAAGCCAGGAAUGGAAAGGAUUAAGAAGUAACUAUAUUUUCCAAUGACUAAAGAAAUAAUCUCAGUGUAUUCCUUUUCAUGAAGAUACAGUCAGACACUGGACAGAUGAGACAGGGGUGUGCUACUGUAAAUAUUAUACCUAUAGUCAGAACAGUGGCUAGGUGACUCACGCAUAAAGCUUGCUGCUAAAAAUGAAAAGCUAAGGAUACUAAGAAGCCUUGGGGGAGGGCUGUGGAAAAAGCACUGCUUUAGCUGAAUGAAGGUCAAUGGUAUGUGUAAUAACUGUGAGUGAGCACAGGAGAGAGGAAAGAAAAGAACAGAAUUAAAAAUGAGAAACUCACCUUACCUCCUGACCCUGAUUAGACAAGAUCAGUUGUAAAGUGAGGGCCUCUCCACGACACCAUACUUCUUCCCAAUACUGCAUCUGGGAGAAGAAAGUCUAUACUUGGAUGUUUAGCUUUGCCACAAAACACAGCUUAAAAAUUAAAUAAUGGAAAGAAAUAGAAUUAAGCAAAUAGUUAUUUUUGCACUUGAACUGAAACGUACUGUACUGUAAAUUAUCAUGACUCAUUUUAAGUGACCUUUAAAAUCAGAUGUAUUUAUUAUGCUUAUGUAACUAUAGAAAUAAAGAAGUGGCUGACAGGCUGAACCUCACCUAUGAAUGUACAGUAUGUGGAUUUGUGACACUGACUUUAGGAAGUCAAAAACUUAUACUGUGUCUUGUGUUUACAGUUCUGAUUUAUUCCUUUGAAAAGCCUGCUGUUUUGGAAAUGCACAGUUGACAUGUUGAAAUAAAAAUAAAUAUCAUUUUUAAAUAUUUCUUAAAUGAUAAAGAUGUGACCAAACAAAUAAAAGCCCUUUACUGUGGAAUAAUUGAGACCAAAUUCAACAGGCCUUUGUUAUGGAACAUUUACUAUGAACGCUGAUGCAUUGAUGCAGUAAUUUCUAGCCUUUUUAGGGAAGAUACCUUCAUGGGGUUCUGCACUCUGUAACUUUUUCUUGCUGUCCUCAAAGUGCCAUGUGGCAUUUUAAAAAAUAUUAAAGUGUAUUCAAAUUAAAUUGAUACUUUUAUAACCCCAGUUGAGAUUCCUUGGGAAUCCCCAGAGUUGUCACAAAACCUGGGCUGAUAUAAUCACUGUCUUAAGUCUUAUUUCAUACUCUUUCUCUUAUGAGUGUAGAAAGAGUAAAUUAUCGGAGUCCUGAGCUUGUGUGGAUCCAAAAAGGCUAGUUGCUAAUUAUCAAACUAUUUAUUCAAAGCCUCAAGUAGAAUAUUAGAUGAUUAUAACACACAUAGAUCCACUAGCCGGUAAACCUCAGGAAUAGCCUAAGUUAUUCAUAGGAAGAACAACACUACUUUACUGGCUUACUACUCUCACCAUGGGCCACAGGAAGUGAUUGCCUCAACACUUCCCAGAUUUGCAGUUCCUCCAGUAAAGUGGGGUGGGGGCUGCUGGUGAUACUGGGACCAUUACCUAAGCAGUAUUCCUUCAAGCCAAUCUGGAGUUAAGCAGUGAAUCUUGGAAAAGGAGAACCACAUCUACAGUUACUGGGUUUGGUUGUGUGCCGAGGAGAUUUAACUUUUUGUCCUUAAAACAACCCAGUGUAGCUCCUAGAAUAGGAACUCCUAUAAUAGGAAGAGUCUGCAGCUAAUAGAGCUUACCUCAUGGAACCGAGAUCACAGAGCCAGGAUUCAAACUGAAACCUGCCUGAUGCCAAAGCUCAGGUCCACCCAGCACCUUCCCCCAGAAGGUGGGGAGGCCACUCCAUGCUUCUGCUGUGGUAGAACAAGCUACAGAGCAGCCCUGGCCUGCACCUGUGCCUGAUUCGUGUAUGUGGUUCUAUUUCCAUUAGGAUUUCUAGAUAUUCCAAGAUACCUAGAAAUCCAGUAACUUCAAACCCCUGGUGUUUUGUUAGUUGUGAGUGUCAUACCCCUUAUACUCUGGAGGUGACUUGGAUAGUCUGGCAACCCUGUAGACAAAAUUUGGGAGGCUGACCGGGACCCUGAAGGCCCAUGUCACAGGAGUCAGGAAAGACAAGCCAGUACCCAGGAGCAACGGCUUUGGUAAAGCAGCACCGUCUGGUAUGGUAGUCAUUAGCCACAGGUGGCUAUUAAGCACUUG
This is a messenger RNA of Panthera uncia (snow leopard), 6132 nucleotides long. RefSeq names its product major facilitator superfamily domain containing 6 (gene MFSD6). Lineage: Eukaryota; Metazoa; Chordata; Mammalia; Carnivora; Felidae. The transcript has 7 exons. The record is from RefSeq and is a predicted model, not a curated record. Gene Ontology annotation, cellular component: plasma membrane. Gene Ontology annotation, biological process: antigen processing and presentation of exogenous peptide antigen via MHC class I. Bases 550 to 2937 code for a protein of 795 amino acids.